AUGUCCUCCUCCACCAAACCCCAAAACCAACAAGCAGACAUUCCUGCCUCCAUCCAGGACCUCCACUGCUUCACCGAAACCAACGGCGUCAUCACAACAACCAUGUUCGACGUCCCCGGCUACCGUGUCGUCAAAGUCCUAGGCGCAAUUUACGGCAUUACUGUCCGUUCUCGGAACUGGGCGGCAGGCAUGUCGAUGGUGCUGAAGAGCGUUGUGGGUGGUGAGCUCAAGUGGUUUACCAACCUGCUCUACUCGGCCAGAAACGACGCCAUCUCCCGCAUCGUAGCCGAGACCCAAAGCAGAGGCGGCAACGCCGUCAUCGCCCUCAGAUUCGAUGCCGGUGACAUGGGCGGGUUUGCCCAAGUGUGCGCGUAUGGAACUGCUGCGGUUAUCGAGAAGAUCGACCAGAGCGUCGAGACCCAUCCGCAACUGAUUCGGACAUCUUGA
This is a messenger RNA of Podospora anserina S mat+, 447 nucleotides long. RefSeq lists its product as uncharacterized. Bases 1 to 447 code for a protein of 148 amino acids. The transcript is spliced from 2 exons. Lineage: Eukaryota; Fungi; Ascomycota; Sordariomycetes; Sordariales; Podosporaceae. The record is from RefSeq and is a predicted model, not a curated record.